AAUUCCACUAAACAAAUGCAGAAAUCUCAUAAUUCCGUUUCUGCCUUAUCUCUAUUUUUCUCUUUUCCUGAUACCUUUUCGUCCCUUUUUGUUUUUUCUUUGGGUUAAAUUUCUUGUUUGAAAGUGAUUUCGAGCCACAACUCCAUUUGGAAAAAGACAACUCUUUGCUUCGAUUUAAUACCCACAAAGGGUCGGCGAAUUCUGAAUCACUUCUCCACAUGGCGCUUCUCAAUUCUCCACCGUCCGAUUCCAAAUUCCACCGCUUCCCCUCCCUCCACCGCGCGAUCCACCGCCCACGGCCGUCGCCCGUCCAUUUCCCCCGGGUUUCCCCCGACCCAUUAUCCCUAAAUUUUGUGGGUCGGCGCGAUUUCAAAUCCCUGAGGCUGAAUUCGCCUACCCUGAAUCUGAACAGAGCAAUUCCACCGCCGGCGGAGGCGUUCGAGGCAGAGGCGUCGCGGCCGGCGGCGGCGGAUGGGAGGAGGAUUUUGUUGUCGGACGUGGUGGUGAGGCGGCGGAGGGAGGUGUUUUGGGGGCGGAAAUGGACCUCUCUGGACAUCGGAACCGCCGGCGUGGUGGUGGCGACGCAUUUACUAACUCUUCUGGCUCCGUUUCAGUUCAAUUGGGCGGCAUUUUGGGUGGCGAUUUCUCUGUACGUUGUCACCGGACUCUUCGGAAUUACCCUCUCUUAUCAUCGGAAUCUCUCUCACCGGAGCUUCAAACUUCCCAAAUGGCUUGAAUAUCUCUUCGCCUAUUGUGGAGUUCAAGCCCUUCAGGGAAAUCCGAUCGAUUGGGUAAGCACACAUAGAUACCAUCAUCAAUUUUGCGAUUCCGAGAGAGACCCACAUAGCCCAAUUGAAGGGUUUUGGUUCAGCCACAUGAGUUGGCUGUUUGAUACCAAUGCCAUGAUUGAAAGGUGUGGAGAGGUAAACAAUGUUGGGGAUUUGCAGAAGCAGCCAUUUUACAGGUUUGUUCAGAGCACUUAUCUUCUUCAUCCAAUUGCCCUUGGUGCUCUGCUCUAUGCCAUUGGUGGAUUUCCUUUCCUUGUUUGGGGAAUGGGUGUGAGAAUAGUAUGGGUGUACCACAUCACCUGGCUGGUGAAUUCAGCUUGCCAUGUAUGGGGAAAACAAGCUUGGAAAACAGGGGAUUUGUCUAGAAACAAUUGGUGGGUGGCAUUGCUUGCAUUUGGAGAGGGGUGGCACAACAACCACCAUGCAUUCGAGUUCUCAGCUCGGCACGGCCUCGAGUGGUGGCAGUUCGACAUGACAUGGUACGUUGUUUGGCUUCUUCAAGCUCUUGGUUUGGCCACAGAUGUGAAGACACCAUCUGAACUUCAGAAAGAAAGAAUGGCUGUUCUCAACACCACCUGAUUUUGUACUUACUUUUCUCUGCCAAAUCUCAGAACCAAGAACUUUAUGGUUUUAAAAUUUUAAAAUAUAUAGAAAGAGAGGAGAGAGCAUUUCAAUUGGGAAACAUUUAAAUUGUUCUUGCGGUUAACUUUACAUAGCAUAUCAUCAUGUAUUCACUGAUUUAAUUAGAAUGAGAUUUUUUUUUAAUUCGUAA
Momordica charantia (bitter melon) is the source of this 1560-nucleotide messenger RNA. Its product is annotated as palmitoyl-monogalactosyldiacylglycerol delta-7 desaturase, chloroplastic. Gene Ontology annotation, cellular component: endoplasmic reticulum membrane. Gene Ontology annotation, molecular function: palmitoyl-[glycerolipid] 7-desaturase activity. The record is from RefSeq and is a predicted model, not a curated record. NCBI's taxonomy places the organism in Eukaryota, Viridiplantae, Streptophyta, Magnoliopsida, Cucurbitales, Cucurbitaceae. Gene Ontology annotation, biological process: very long-chain fatty acid biosynthetic process.